UUCCCUUUUAUAAAUCUUCAUGUCCUUUACAGAACAUUCAAAGACUCAGAAGACGUGAAGAAUAAGAGAAGGUAGCAAAGAGAAGAAAGGAGACCAUGGGGAAGAGAGUGGCAAUCAUUGGAGCUGGGGUAAGUGGCCUGGCCUCCGUCAGGGCCUGUUUGGAAGAAGGGCUUGAGCCCACCUGCUUUGAGAGGAGUGAUGGUGUUGGGGGCCUGUGGAAGUUCUCGGACCAUGCAGAAGAAGGCAGGGGGAGCAUUUACCAAUCUGUGUUCACCAACUCCUCAAAAGAAAUGAUGUGUUUCCCAGAUUUCCCUUACCCAGAUAAUUACCCCAUUUUCAUGCAUAGGAGUAAGCUCCAGGAGUAUAUCAUCACAUUUGCCAAAGAAAAAAAUCUCUUAAGAUAUAUACGAUUUAAGACCUUGGUCUCCAAGAUAAAGAAGCGUCCUGAUUUCUCUGUUACUGGCCAAUGGGAUGUUGUGACUGAAAAGGAUGGGAAGCAGGAAUCAGCUGUGUUUGAUGGUGUUAUGAUAUGUACAGGACAUCAUGUGUUCCCCAAUCUGCCAAAAGAUAACUUUCCAGGGCUGAAAGAGUUUAAAGGCAAGUACUUCCACAGUCGGGAAUACAAGGGGCCAGAAGGAUUUAAGGGGAAGAGAGUGCUUGUGAUUGGUUUGGGGAAUUCAGGCUGUGAUAUUGCUACAGAACUGAGUCACACAGCAGCACAGGUUAUCAUCAGUUCUAGAAGUGGUUCCUGGAUAAUGAGUCGUGUCUGGGAUGAUGGCUUCCCUUGGGACAUGGUAUUUUUAAACCGCUUUGAUAACUUCGUCAGAAACAACCUCCCUACAUUCAUUUCUGAUUGGUGUUACGUGAAGAAGAUGAAUGGGAGAUUUAAGCACGAGAACUAUGGACUGAUGCCUUUGGAUGGAACACUGAGAAAGGAACCUGUGUUCAAUGAUGAGCUCCCAGCACGUAUCAUCUGUGGUACAAUAACCAUCAAGCCAAAUGUAAAGGAAUUUAAGGAAACAUCUGUGGUAUUUCAGGAUGGGACAGUGUUUGAAGCUGUUGACACCAUCAUUUUUGCAACUGGCUAUGGUUAUGCCUACCCUUUCCUUGAUGAAUCAAUCCUCAAAAGCAGAAACAACGAAGUGACCCUUUUUAAAAAUGUUUUCCCUCCUUGUCUUGAGAAAUCAACAUUGGCUAUGAUUGGUUUCAUCCAGGCCCUUGGUGCUGCCAUACCUACUGUUGAUAUGCAGUCCCGAUGGGCUGCAAGAGUAAUAAAAGGAACAUGUUCUUUGCCCCCUGUGAGUGAUAUGAUGCAUGACAUUGAUGAGAAAAUGAAGAUGAGACUCAAAUGGUUUGGCAACAGUCAAGCAUUACAGACAGAUUACAUCGUAUACAUGGAUGAAAUUGCCUCCUUCAUUGGGGUCAAGCCCAACAUGUUUUGGCUGUUUCUCACAGACCCCAAGCUGGCUGUGGAGGUUUACUUUGGCCCCUGUACCCCUUACCAGUUUCGAUUGACAGGACCAGGAAAGUGGUCAGGAGCCAGAAACGCCAUUCUGACCCAAUGGGACCGGACCUUGAAACCCAUGCAGACUCGAAUUGUUGGUUACCCACAGAAACCUUAUCCUCUCUUUGAAUGGCUCAAACUACUUGCUAUUCCUAUUAUUCUCAUUGCUGCUUUUCUUGCUUUAAACUAAUAAUAAAUGUCUGGAGCGUUUCUAACUCAGAAAAAAGAGAGGUUCAUAUUUUCUUCUGUUUUGUACAACAUUCCACAGAAGUACUAAAUUGGCAUUUGUCAGCUUUCUUGGUAAAAUAAAAUAAAAUAAAUCAUCUCCACACCUCUGACUACUUCUCAAAUAAGAAGUAGUUAUCAGGGAUCUUU
Molecule: messenger RNA, 1879 nt
Organism: Antechinus flavipes (yellow-footed antechinus)
Lineage: Eukaryota; Metazoa; Chordata; Mammalia; Dasyuromorphia; Dasyuridae
Gene: FMO3
Product: flavin containing dimethylaniline monoxygenase 3
Exons: 9
Coding region: 96-1694 (532 amino acids)
Molecular function (GO): N,N-dimethylaniline monooxygenase activity; NADP binding; flavin adenine dinucleotide binding
Source: RefSeq, a predicted model, not a curated record